AUGUUCACUAAAUUCGUUGUUAUGCUCGCGUUAGUUAGGUCAGAUAUUUCUAACGAAAUGUACAUUGCAAUCCAAAAUCAAAAAAUGGGGAGAAUAGCAGAAGCCAAAGAAUUUUUUGAUCUAAAUUUCUACAAAUACUCAAAAGCCGAGGCAUUUAUUACUAGGCAUAUUGAAUUUUUGUUGUACAUUGGAGAUUAUGAGGGAAUUUUAAAGAAAUAUGGACAUCUAAAUUUAGAACUGGUAAGAAAGGCCAAUGAAUAUAAUAACGCGGUUAUAACUAAAGAUUAUAGAAAGCUUAGUAAUCUUGUAGAUAUAUCGCCUUAUAGUGCGGUUGUGCUUAAAGCGUGUAUUAAAUCGGAUCUUAUAGACAAAAAAUACAAUAAUGUUUUUAAUUACAUUAAUAAAGCAAAAAGAGUUUUUUCAGAUGAUGAUGAUUUUUUACAAUACGAAGCGCAAUAUUAUUGUGUUAAAGGAGAUUUUUCUACUGGUAUUAAAAAAUUAGAAUCUUUAGGGUAUACUAGAUUAGCAGGUGAUUUACAAGAAAUUGUCAACAAGUUUAAUAAAAUAGAUAUUAAGCACAAUUCUGAGCAGAAAUUUGGUGAUUGGAAAUCUUUGUAUCAUUUAAUUAAUACUUUAACAUUUUCUGAUAAUUUUGUGCCUAGUAUUUACACUUUUAUAUUGGAUAACGUUUUAUAUAAUUAUGUUCAACUCGGGGUUAAGCUUAGGCAAUCUGGUAUAGCAUCAGUUGCGAAAAAUUUAUACAAUAAAAGAAAUACUGAAGAAACAAGAUAUUUUUACAUAAUGUCUCUAAUUACGGACAAUCAAUUUAGCAAAGCAAAAAGUGAAUUGGAGUCUAAAGAGUUUUCUAAUAAGACUUAUUUUAGCAAAAUUCAAGAAAGUAUUGAUCAACAUGAACAAUAUGCAAAAGAACAAAAAGAACGAGAAAAUCGAAGUCGGGAAAGACAACAACAAAGACAUGUACCACGUACGGAAAAGGCCGGCAGUGAUUUUUUAGGUUAUUAUAAGUUACUGGGUGUGAAUAAAAAUAUGAAUAUAAAGGCAAUAAAAAAAGCAUACGUAAAAAUCAUAGCAAAAAAUGAUAGAAUGAAAAAAAAUGAGAAGCAGAAGGCCGAAUGGGAAAAAAAGCAUGCUAAGUACAAUAAGGCAUUACAGGUACUUUCAGAUCCUAAGAAGAAAGAAAUGUACGAUAAUGGUAUAGAUCCCGAUUCGCCCGAAGCACAACAGGGAAGAUACCAGCAUCAUGAGCAACAAUUUAAAGGAUUUGAGGACUUUGGGCCUUUUGCUGAAUUUUUUAGUGGAUUUGGUGGUGGCAAUGGUGGAUUUAGGCAAGGUAGACGUACACAAUAUUUUUAUUUUCAUUAA
Messenger RNA from Vairimorpha ceranae, 1383 nucleotides. Its product is annotated as chaperone protein dnaj. The coding region runs from base 1 to 1383 and encodes 460 amino acids. Gene Ontology annotation, molecular function: protein-folding chaperone binding; misfolded protein binding. Gene Ontology annotation, cellular component: endoplasmic reticulum. NCBI's taxonomy places the organism in Eukaryota, Fungi, Microsporidia, Nosematidae. The transcript has a single exon. The record is from RefSeq and is a predicted model, not a curated record. Gene Ontology annotation, biological process: protein folding in endoplasmic reticulum.